Molecule: messenger RNA, 546 nt
Organism: Culex quinquefasciatus (southern house mosquito)
Lineage: Eukaryota; Metazoa; Arthropoda; Insecta; Diptera; Culicidae
Product: ATPase inhibitor mai-2, mitochondrial
Exons: 4
Coding region: 133-453 (106 amino acids)
Biological process (GO): negative regulation of ATP-dependent activity
Cellular component (GO): mitochondrion
Molecular function (GO): ATPase inhibitor activity
Source: RefSeq, a predicted model, not a curated record
UGGUGUUGCGCACUGAACUCGACACGUACACCAGCCCACAUCAACGGUCCCUACAGGUCGAGUCGGGUUGGCAUAUCAGAACUGUGUGGACCCUUGAUCUGGACUGAUAUUCUGAAAAAUUGUAAGGUUAAAAUGAUGUCCCUUAGAAAGAGCACUGCCUGGAUGGCACCGGCUGCAAUGCGAUUCGCCCGCAUGAGCAGCCAGGUCGGUGACAUGGGAUCCGGCGCUGGACGGGGUGGCGGCGGCGGUGGCUCAAUCCGUGAAGCCGGCGGCGCUUUUGGCAAGAUGGAAGCCGCCCAUGAGGAGGAGUACUUCUACAAGAAGCGCCAAGAGCAGCUGCACAAACUGAAGGAAAAGCUGAUCAAGCACGAGGACUUCCACGAGGAAUCGAUUAAGCACCACGAAGAGGCCAUCGCUCGCCACAAGAAGGCUAUCGAAGAGUUGAAAAAGUAGUGGGCGAGCUUGAUGGGGGAUAUAUCAGUGCCUUGUGCUUACUUCGAAAUUACUGUGUCUUUUGGAUUAAAUUUUGUUAGUUAUUCUGGAACA